CGGCGGCGGAGCGGGGGCCCGGGACGGCGGCGCCUACCAGGGCGCGCUGCUGACCCGCGAGCAGUUCUCGGGCGCGCUCGGGCGGCCCGUGGGAGCCUCGUACCCCACCACCUACCCGGCCUACGUGAGCCCAGACGUGGCCCCGGCUUGGACCGCAAGCCCCUUCGAGGGCAGCGUCCUACAAGGCCUGCAGGGCCGCCCGGCCGGGCUCGGAGGCCGCAGGGCCGCCUUCGUGUCCGACUUCUUGGAGGAGUUCCCCGGCGAGGGCCGUGAGUGUGUCAACUGCGGCGCCCUGUCCACGCCGCUGUGGCGCCGAGACGGGACGGGCCACUACCUGUGUAACGCCUGCGGCCUCUAUCACAAGAUGAACGGUGUCAACCGCCCGCUGGUGCGGCCCCAGAAGCGCCUGUCCUCAUCCCGCCGUGCCGGGCUCUGCUGCACCAACUGCCACACUACCCACACCACGCUCUGGCGGCGGAACACAGAGGGGGAGCCUGUGUGCAAUGCCUGCGGCCUCUACAUGAAGCUGCACGGGGUGCCGAGGCCACUGGCAAUGAAGAAGGAAAGCAUCCAGACUAGGAAGCGGAAGCCAAAGAAUGUGGCCAAGGCCAAGGGCUCCACAGGAUCCACAGCACACGCCACAGCUUCCCCGCCCACGGUCCCCAGCACCGAGUGCUCAGCGGCCACCCUGAAACCAGAGCCCAGCCUGGCAUCCCCAGCGUGUGCCGGGCCUGGUGUCGCCUCUCAGGCCUCCGAGCCGGCAGAUGACCCCCUGGCCCCCAGCCACUUGGAGUUCAAGUUCGAGCCCGAGGACUUCGCCUUUUCGUCCACCGCCCUGGGCCCCCAGGCCGGCCUCAGUGGGGCCCUGCGCCAGGAAGCCUGGUGUGCACUGGCCCUGGCCUAGGUCCCCAGACAGCCUAGCAUUGGGGGAGCUCCCCAGGACAGCACCCACAAAUCCACGCGGUGCCUGCAGACCAUGGAGCCCACCUGCCCUCCGAGACCGGCCCCCUGGAGUGAGUCGGGUGGUCACAAGUGUCACCAGCAGUGGUGGGGACGCUCCUGUGCCCCGGCCCAGAGGGAGAGAGGAGCCAGAAGGAAAGGACGCACCCCACCUGACAGCAAGGGACUGCCACGCCCUGCAGCCAAGGUCGACUUGAAUUCCCUUGUCAGCACUCACACAUUUCAGCAGCAUUUCCAGGUUGCAGCAGCUGGGGAAGGCUCCCAACUUGCUUCUGUAAAACCCGGAUUCCAAGCCGGCAUGGUGGCACACACCUGCCAUCCCAGCACUUGGGAGGCUGAGGCAGGAAGAUCGCCAGGAG
Messenger RNA from Chinchilla lanigera (long-tailed chinchilla), 1319 nucleotides. RefSeq names its product GATA binding protein 5 (gene Gata5). Gene Ontology annotation, biological process: negative regulation of transcription by RNA polymerase II; cardiac muscle tissue development; positive regulation of transcription by RNA polymerase II. Gene Ontology annotation, cellular component: nucleus. Gene Ontology annotation, molecular function: DNA-binding transcription factor activity, RNA polymerase II-specific; zinc ion binding; RNA polymerase II cis-regulatory region sequence-specific DNA binding. Lineage: Eukaryota; Metazoa; Chordata; Mammalia; Rodentia; Chinchillidae. The record is from RefSeq and is a predicted model, not a curated record.